AGCAUUCAGAGAUGCUGCGGUUACGCCGCAGUGCUGCCGUCCUGCUGCCGCUGCGGGCUGGGGUCGCGGCAGCCGCCAUGUCUACUCUGCUGGUCAGCCAGCACGACUACGCCUGGCUGCGGGAGCUGGGCCUUCAGGAGGAGAACCCGGGAGUCUACAACGGGAGCUGGGGCGGCCGCGGGCAGGUUUUGACGACCUUCUGCCCCGCCAACAACAAACCCAUCGCUAGCGUCCGGCAGGCUAGUUUGGAGGAUUAUGAAGAAACAGUAAAGAAGGCUAAAGAAGCAUGGAAGGUCUGGGCUAAUAUACCUGCACCGAAGCGUGGAGAAAUAGUGCGACAGAUUGGUGAUGCUCUGAGACAAAAAAUUAAAGUUCUGGGAAGCUUGGUCUCUUUGGAAAUGGGAAAGAUUUUUGUUGAGGGUGUUGGGGAGGUGCAGGAGUAUGUUGACAUCUGUGACUAUGCUGUUGGUUUGUCCCGUAUGAUUGGUGGACCUAUUUUGCCCUCAGAAAGACCUGGCCAUGCCCUUAUAGAGCAGUGGAACCCUGUUGGCUUAGUAGGAAUUAUCACAGCCUUCAACUUCCCUGUAGCAGUUUAUGGGUGGAACAGCGCAAUUGCAAUGAUCUGUGGAAACGCUUGCCUCUGGAAGGGUGCUCCCACAACAUCCCUCAUUAGUGUUGCUGUUACAAAAAUAAUUGCCAAAGUCUUGGAGGAUAACAAAGUGCCUGGAGCGAUCUGUUCUCUGGUUUGUGGUGGAGCAGACAUUGGGACAGCAAUGGCAAAGGACGAGAGAAUGGACCUGUUGUCCUUCACUGGCAGCACGAAAGUGGGCAAGCAAGUAGCGCUUAUGGUUCAGGAGAGAUUUGGUCGAAGUCUGCUGGAACUGGGAGGAAACAAUGCCAUUAUUGUGUUUGAAGAUGCAGAUCUGAACCUGGUCAUCCCAUCUGCUCUAUUUGCUGCUGUGGGAACAGCGGGUCAGAGGUGCACAACUGCUAGAAGGCUGUUCCUCCAUGAAAGCAUCCAUGAUGAUGUGGUGACAAAGCUUGCUAAAGCCUAUGCCCAGGUCCGCAUCGGUGAUCCAUGGGAUUCUGACACUCUGUAUGGGCCUCUUCAUACCAAAGAAGCAGUGAAAAUGUUCCUUGAUGCAAUAGAACAAGCGAAACAACAGGGUGGCUCUGUGGUUUAUGGUGGAAAGGUUAUAAAUCGCUCUGGAAAUUAUGUUGAACCAACCAUUGUGACUGGCCUUCCUCAUAAUGCACCCAUUGUCCACACUGAGACGUUUGCCCCCAUACUGUAUGUGCUGAAAUUUAAGGAGGAAGAGGAAGUUUUUGCCUGGAAUAAUGAAGUAAAACAAGGUCUUUCCAGUAGUAUCUUUACCAAGGAUUUGGGAAGGAUUUUCCGCUGGCUUGGACCAAAGGGAUCUGACUGUGGCAUUGUGAAUGUCAACAUCCCAACCAGUGGAGCUGAGAUUGGAGGUGCUUUUGGUGGUGAAAAGCACACUGGUGGGGGAAGAGAAUCUGGAAGUGAUUCAUGGAAACUUUAUAUGAGACGAUCUACUUGUACAAUCAACUACAGCAAGGAUGUACCUUUGGCUCAAGGAAUCAAGUUUCAGUAACAGCCUUGUGAAUGGCCAUGCAUUUCAGAACCAAGCGCCUUCUAAGCCUCAUGAGGAAGAAGAUUAAUUAUGUGGAAUUUACCUGCAGCAAAGAUACAAAUUCUGUCAAAAAAUCAGCUACUCUAAAAUUACUUCGGUUUCAGUAUAUAAAAUUACUGCUUUGGUCUUCAUAUGAGAAGUAUGUGGUCUUUGGGAAGAACAGAGGGUGACAAAAGCUAACAAACUUGGAUUCAGAUGGCCUGGAUAAUCUGUGGCCUUAUUACUAUAUUUCAGUAUCAACACUGUAUCUCCUGCUUCCUCACUAUUCAUUGAUAUUUCCAGCCAGUAGAUCUAUGCUAUCUAUCAUGUAGUUAACUGGUGCUGUGGAGGGUGGGCAAUACAGGGCUAUUUUUAACAUAUAAAUAAAGGUAUAUUUUGUGAGAUACCUUGCA
Molecule: messenger RNA, 2044 nt
Organism: Melopsittacus undulatus (budgerigar)
Lineage: Eukaryota; Metazoa; Chordata; Aves; Psittaciformes; Psittaculidae
Gene: ALDH7A1
Product: aldehyde dehydrogenase 7 family member A1
Exons: 18
Coding region: 12-1613 (533 amino acids)
Molecular function (GO): aldehyde dehydrogenase (NAD+) activity
Source: RefSeq, a predicted model, not a curated record